Cololabis saira (Pacific saury) is the source of this 1272-nucleotide messenger RNA. It is a transcript of the gene cmc2, whose product is annotated as C-x(9)-C motif containing 2. The record is from RefSeq and is a predicted model, not a curated record. Lineage: Eukaryota; Metazoa; Chordata; Actinopteri; Beloniformes; Belonidae. The transcript has 5 exons. Gene Ontology annotation, cellular component: mitochondrion. The coding region runs from base 285 to 548 and encodes 87 amino acids.
GUUGUGUGCAGGUUGUGAGCGGCGUGUCCUCCAGGUCCUUGGUGCACGUUUAGGUGAGAAUAGUGUCAAAACAAGAAAACCUAGUAGUAGGACCCCAGGGGGCGUUAUAAUAAACCCUACAAAUAGUUACUCCACAAGGGGUAAGAACCUCGUGUUUCUGAGGUUACCUGUAUUCAAGUCGUGUUACUGAAGCUGAGGCCUUGGAGUUAGUGUUGUACUUGAAAACCUCGCAGAUGACAAAGCUUUUCUCUUGGUAACUGUCCACCUGAAACCCCGUCAUCACAAUGACAGAACAGCAAGGAGAGGGAUGGGGAGGCAUUAACCUGUCACCUCACCUGCACACGGAUGAGUGUAAUGAACUAAUAACCCUCCUGAAGCAAUGCCACACGGAGCACAAUUUCCUGAGGUUUUUUGGCACGUGUAAUGAUGUGGACCGUGCUAUGCGUCAGUGCCUGAAGAAAGAGAGGCUGGAAAAGCGGGAGCGCAGCAAGCAGCACGCACAAGAGAUGAAAAAGAGGCUGAAAGAAGGACCCAAGGAGAGUUUCUGAAGGACCACUUCCUGUAACUUUGAAACAUCUUCAAACACCGGGACAUUGAAUAAAAAUCAAGACUGCUUUCUGUGAAGACAGGAGGAGCUGCAACUAUGUCUCUAAAUUGAUUGUGUGGGUUUUUGUAGCAUUUGUUGAUCUAAGGAUCCUUGAUGCAGGUGCCCUUUACCCUUGCUUCUCCCCUCUUUUGCAGUGGUGGAGACUUGGCUGGGGUUUUUAUAUUUCAUUUUCUUUUGUUGGUUUCUCUUUUGGGCAGCCAAAGAAAAAGUUAACUGCUGUUUUUUUUUUUUUUUUUUUUUUUCUCUGUGUAGCAAUGAAGCACUGGUAAAAGAGGCAUCCAUUAUAAUUUGAUGUGAGCUGGACGUAUUCAAAUAUUCAUGAUGACUUGAGCAACAGAUUUAACGACGGGCGAGUCGACUUGCCUGAGCAGAGAUCUUGGCUCUCAGUGCCCUGACAGUUUCUAUCACUUAAGUUGCUGAGAAGUAAGGUAGCUUAAAUGUUGGGUUCAUGGAUCCGAAGUAACAACUCUGAUGAAGCGUAGCAUUCUGGGUCACAAUGUAGACUUUCUGCUGAGAUACUGAAAGCUGCCAUUUUAUCCAAAUAAGGUCAACAAAAAAUAACAUAAAACACACUGAAUGCAGGAAUUGUUUGAAGGUUUGUACAAAUUGGGAAUCAUAUUGAUUCGAGGCAGAUCAUUUUCAAAUAAAGUGAAAUUAUCACUUCA